CGCUGUCGCUAGCGCUAUCUCCACUCUCCAAGUCUCCCGACUCCAGAGAAUAGAGGGGUCCUGCCUGCGCUCUCCCUUUUCUCCUCUUCUUCUUUUUCCUGGAAAAGGAACCAAAAGUAUUGCCUUCCUUCUUCUCUGCCUUUGAAAUUGGAAGUCUCUCCACUCUCCAGAGAAUAGAGGGGCCUGCGCUGCGCUCGUUCUGCUUUAUUUUCUCUUCACUAGGUUCGUCUCUCUCUUUCUCUUCUGCGAUUUGUCUUCAGUUUCUGUUGUUUUUUUCUCUAAAAUGGACGAUUAUCAAGAAAUGGAAAAAUUCGGGCUAGAUAAUGACUUUGAGGGAGGUCAGUAUAUUGGGAAUGAAUUUUUUUUCAAAAAACGUAAAGAAAAGGCAGUUCAAUCUAAGGAUGAUAUAUUAUAUGGUGUAUUUGCAUCUGGUAGCUCAGAUUCUGAUAUGGAUGAUGACCCCUUUUCUGGGAAAAAGAAGAAGAAGAGAAAAGGGGGAAUCAUUACAAAAGCUGAUUACUCGAAACCCGUAAAUUUUCAAUCUUCUGGUGUUUCAAACCCUAAUCAGGAAGUUCAGGAGCAUGGUGCUGAUGGGUUUAAGCCUGGGCUCGGGCUAGGUGCCGGGCCGAGUGUCAGAGCUGGUUUGGGUAGUGGUUUGGGUUCGAGUAAUUCGGGGGAGAAAUCUUUAGGGGGUAAGAUGACUGAUGAUAAUUCGAGGGAGGAAGAUGAUGACCAAUCAUUCUUGCCAAGUGGUUUUGGGAAGAAGAUCAAGGAGGGGGCAGAAAAGCGGCGUGAGAAGUCGAAAUUGGGUUUUGGAGAUAGUAAGUCUCAGUCAGGAAAGGCGAAGAGAGGUUCGGAUGUGUUAGGAGGGAAUGUGGGGGGUUUUGAGAGGCAUACGAAAGGGAUAGGGAUGAAGUUGUUAGAGAAGAUGGGGUAUAAAGGUGGUGGGUUGGGGAAGAAUGAGCAAGGUAUCGUUGCUCCUAUCGAAGCGAAAUUGAGGCCGAAGAAUAUGGGAAUGGGGUUUAAUGAUUAUCAGGAGAGCAAGAACUUGCCAAGCUUGGUUGAUGUGCCUCCACCUCCUGAAUUAGAGGAGAAGCAAGUGUCUUUGAAGAGGGAGGAAAAACUUUGGAAGAAACAAGCUCGAAGUCGAGUUAAGAAGAAUGAGAAUGUUAUUACUCCGGAGGAGUUGUUGGCUAUGAAGGCGGAGGCACAAGGUCCAGAAUUGGUACUUCAGAAGGUGGUAGAUAUGAGGGGGCCUCAGGUUCGGGUGCUAACGAAUUUGGAAAAUCUGAAUGCGGAGGAGAAGGCUAGGGAAAGUGAUAUUCCAAUGCCAGAGCUGCAGCACAAUAUCAGAUUGAUAGUAGACUUGGCAGAGCUUAACAUCCAGAAGAUGGACAGGGAUUUGAGGAAUGAGCGAGAGACUGUUGUUGCGUUGCAGAAGGAGAAGGAAAUGCUCCAAAUAGACGCUGCACGUCAAAAGAAGCAGAUUCACUCUAUGGAAGAGGUAUUGCAGGUUUUGGACAAUGUUGAGGAGGAGCAUACCUCGGGGAGGUUGACUUUGAAAUCCCUUGCAAACUCUUUUGGGGACCUCCAGAGGAGGUUUCCUGAGGAAUAUAAACUCGGUAACUUAUCUUGCAUCGCGUCUUCAUUUGCUCUUCCUCUGCUGAUUAGGGUAUUCCAAGGAUGGGAUCCACUUCAGAACCCAUCUCAUGGACUGGAUGUCAUAGCUCUGUGGAAAGGUUUGUUGCAGGGAGAUGAGGAUCAUGACAUUUUUGAGGAUGCAUCAGCCCCGUAUUCGCAAUUGGUGGCUGAAGUAGUAUUUCCUGCUGUCAGAAUAGCUGGUAUAAACACAUGGCAGGCCAGAGAUCCUGAGCCUAUGCUUCGCUUUCUCGAAUUAUGGGAGAGGCUGCUUCCAUCUUCUGUGCUACAGUUACUGCUUGAUAUGAUUGUGAUGCCUAAGUUGUCCGAAGCUGUGCAAUCUUGGGAACCUUGUAGGGAAACAAUACCAAUUCAUGUCUGGGUGCAUCCCUGGCUUCCCUUGCUUGGACAGAAGUUGGAGACUCUCUAUCAAGCUAUCCGUAUUAAAUUAGGAACUGUUCUCUAUAAAUGGCAUCCUAGUGAUAUGUCUGCCUAUACUAUAUUAUCACCUUGGAAGACAGUAUUUGAUGCUGCAAGUUGGGAACAACUUAUUGCCCGAUCCAUCCUCCCCAAGUUGGUAGAUGUGAUGAAGGAAUUUCAAGUCAAUCCUGUUAAUCAGAAACUUGAUCAGUUUUACUGGGUCAUGACUUGGGCUUCUGCAGUUCCCAUACAUCAUAUGGUUAGCCUACUGGAAUUACACUUCUUCAGCAAAUGGCAGCAAGUUUUGCUCCACUGGCUUCGUAGUAGUCCAAACUUUGAAGAGGUUACGCAAUGGUACCUUGGAUGGAAAGAGGUUUUUCCUGCUGAACUUUUGGCCAACGAACGUAUUCGGCAGCUCCUUGAUCAAGGCCUGGAAAUGAUGAGACAGGCUGCCGAAGGUGCGCAUGUGGUUCAGCCUGGGGUGAAAGAAAACAUUAGCUAUUUGAGGGUGCAGGAGCAAAGGCAAUAUGAGGCUCAAUUGAGAGCCACUCAGGAAGCAGAUGGGGCAACUAAGAAUUUGAAAGAACUUAUUGAGGCUUAUGCACAGCAGCAAGGCUUGCUCUUUAAGCCUAAACCUGGGAGAUUCCACAACCAUCACCAAGUAUAUGGCUUUGGCAGCGUAAGCAUUAUUAUGGAUUCCUUGCAUCAAAAGAUCUGGGCUCAAGUCCAGGAGGAAUGGCCUUUGGUUACUCUUGACCAACUGGUACAGAUGCAAAACAUUUCUGGUCCGAGACGGCGCUGAGCUAGGCUGGAACAUAUACGCGAUGUUGGAAACCUUAAACUUGUGAUUCUGUUUGUAAACUUUGACUGCAGAACUUAAAUCUCCAGUAUGGUUGAUCUAGGGUCAUUGGUUUUUACACUGAUGCUGAGAUUCAGUCAUUCUACGUCUAUGCUGUUGCUUUUCAAGACUUCAGUUAUUGGAAUCAGCUGUGAUGGAUCUGCCUUCACUCCACUGUCGAUGAAGAAACCCAGUAACAUUUGAACUCCUCUUUAAACCGCUGGUAAGGCAUAUCUGCUACUUUGAGGAAGGGAGAGUUGAAGCUCUGUAUGCUGGUCAGCCACUUGCUGAUGUCGAGUCUGCUCUUAUGUCAUAUUGGUGAAAUGAACAUCGAUAGAUGCUGCCUGCUGGUGUGACUGCCUGAGGUUCGGCUUGGCCAGUUUUCUGGGAACGCCCUUGGAGAUCUCUUAUAAGUACUUCUAUUUUGGCACUUUUGGCACUUUUGGCACUUUGGACAGCAGACAGCAUUGCAGAUUCUGCUACACUCCAUUGCGCUUACUGGAAAUAUAUAUAGUGAAAGGGGUUGCUUCUUUCUGCUUCCGAAUGCAUUUAUCUGAUGUUCUCUCUGUUUCGAGAAUCUUUCGUUCUAAUAGAUCUGGAAGUCCGAGAUCGACUAUAAUUGAUCUAAUAGGUGGACAAUAUGUGAUGAUGAACUCAUGAAUGUUUAUCGAGUUUCUAAUUAAGUGGUUGUUUGCCUUUUGAGGUCGAAUUGUGAC
Beta vulgaris subsp. vulgaris (sugar beet) is the source of this 3612-nucleotide messenger RNA. RefSeq names its product septin and tuftelin-interacting protein 1 homolog 1. The transcript is spliced from 3 exons. Gene Ontology annotation, biological process: spliceosomal complex disassembly. NCBI's taxonomy places the organism in Eukaryota, Viridiplantae, Streptophyta, Magnoliopsida, Caryophyllales, Amaranthaceae. Gene Ontology annotation, molecular function: nucleic acid binding. The coding region runs from base 284 to 2860 and encodes 858 amino acids. Gene Ontology annotation, cellular component: U2-type post-mRNA release spliceosomal complex. The record is from RefSeq and is a predicted model, not a curated record.